This is a messenger RNA of Penicillium brasilianum, 1692 nucleotides long. Lineage: Eukaryota; Fungi; Ascomycota; Eurotiomycetes; Eurotiales; Aspergillaceae. The record is from the annotation of a GenBank genome assembly.
CUCAACGCUUGCUCAUCAAUACAUCUCUCAGUGUCCUCAUCAAAGUUGAAUUUGCGCGAGAAGACGCAAGAAACCAGCGACAUAAUGGCUGCGAACGCUCGAUAUGAGCCUGCCCCGCAGCGGGACUCCUUUGAGGACGAACCGUACACUCAAGCACCACCCUCCUACCAGGCUACAGCGACUAGCUCGGAGCCGCGCACCGAAGAUGACAACGUACCUGACGACUUCAAGUUUGGAGGUAUGGUCGCGGAGGGAACUAUUGACAUUCGGAUGCAGUUCGUCCGCAAGGUGUAUGCCAUUCUUACCGCCCAAAUUCUCCUCACUACCGUUCUCAGCUCCGUCUCGUUCUUCAACGAGACAUACCGCACUUGGAUUCAGGGCAACUUUUGGCUCAUGAUCAUCUCCGUCUUUGGCGCCCUCGGUUUCAUGCUCGCAACCUACUGGAAGCGCAAAUCCUACCCAACAAACCUGCUGUUCCUCUCUGGCUUCACUUUGAUGGAAGCGUACUCCAUCAGUGUGGUGACAUCUUUCUACGAAUCGCGGGUCGUGGUGCAGGCACUGGUCCUGACGUUGGGUAUCUUUGUCGCGCUCACUCUCUUCGCCUGCCAGACCAAGUAUGAUUUUACCAGCUGGAUGCCGUAUCUCUUCGGCGCGCUGUGGUUCAUGAUUCUUUUCGGAUUCGUGGCCAUGUUCAUGCCGUUUGGUAGCACUGCAGAGCUCAUCUAUGGUGUGUUGGGUGCACUGAUUUUCUCCGGGUACAUCCUCGUGGAUACCCAGCUCGUUAUGCGACACUACCACGUCGAGGAGGAGAUCGCUGCCGCUAUUGCGCUGUAUCUGGAUAUUCUGAAUCUCUUCCUUUCGAUUCUGCGCAUCCUGAACAGCCAGAACAACAACUAAACGGAUGAAGUAUUAGUGAACAGAGAUAUGAGGACAUCUCUCGGGCGUCGACACUUUUGCAAAUUUUCAGUUCGGACACUCACUUCGCAACCCUGGAUCCCAGGUGCUUCCCGAAGCUAAUCCUGCAGGAUAUGGUAUUAUCCUUCUGCAUUCCUUUUCGAUGGUAGCUCAUGGCUUUCGAACAUGAUGUUGUCUCUCUUGUCUCUCUUGCUUCCCCCCUCCCCUAAGCCCCCUUUCACGGGUUCAGCCUUCGGUUCUCAAUGUGCCGUUGGUCCACAGGUAGCAUUACUCGCAAAUAGUAUAGCCACCUUGAUUGGAUUGUUAAUAAGAAUAUUUGACUAGCUUGAGUACUCUCCAGUAUGUGUGUUUACUUAUCAGACUACCGUUCUCGCAUCUCAAGCGUGAUAUUGCAAUCAUAUAGGAAACGUAGAUUCGAGCCAGAGAUACUUCUUGUAAUCUAACUCUCCUGGUCCACGAUAAGACUUGAAGAUUCUUUGACGAGCCGGUGGAGUCGAGGUUCUUGGGUUAAUGGCUUCGCUAUAGACUCUCAUAAGUUACGUUCGAAUUGGGAGUAGGCGUUCUAAUUAAGGCUAAGUUUUGGUUCACUCCCACGUAUCAGUAUCAACGGCACGGCAACCACAGCGAUCAUGAAGGCAUAUGCUAACAAAACGGGCUCUCAUCGGUGAUGUCCCCUCGUCUUAUGACCCAUGUGAUGGUCACUCCGUUUCGCGACAACACACUUUUCUUCGGCAUGGUUGUUCGUCGCGUCGAUUAUCUUCUGUGCUAUGGCUUGCU